This is a messenger RNA of Recurvomyces mirabilis, 549 nucleotides long. RefSeq lists its product as uncharacterized. NCBI's taxonomy places the organism in Eukaryota, Fungi, Ascomycota, Dothideomycetes, Mycosphaerellales, Teratosphaeriaceae. The transcript has 2 exons. The record is from RefSeq and is a predicted model, not a curated record. The coding region runs from base 1 to 549 and encodes 182 amino acids.
AUGCUUGACACCAAAGGCCAGGGCGAUUACAUUGGCGAGCAAAUAUCACAGCUAGCUCACAGUCUCCAAGCGGCUCACCUCGCGACAACCAACAACGCCGACGACGAAACUGUUCUUGCAGCUCUGCUUCACGACAUUGGCCAAUUUCUUCCUGCGCUUGAGAUCCAGUCCAUCGCGCGUGAAGUGCGUAGUAUGAGCACUGGUGGGGUUGGUAGGAUCGGACAUGAGCGGAUAGGCGAAGAGUACCUCCUUAAGCUGGGUUUCUCGCAAAAGAUUGGAUCUUUGGUGGGAUCGCACGUUGCUGCGAAGCGUUAUCUAUGUGCGGUUGACCCGGCAUACCAUAGCACACUGUCGGAGGCAAGCAAGAAGUCCCUCAUUUUCCAAGGCGGACCAAUGCAUGGCGAAGAGCUGGAGCAAUGGGCGGCGAAUCCCUGGUGUCCAGACAUGGUUAGGCUCCGCAAAUGGGAUGAUGGCGCGAAAGUGGUAGGCUUGGAAGUCGCGCCUGCUGAGGCAUACUUGGAAAUGAUGGAGACACAUCUUUCUCGAUAG